AUGGGAAACUUCUGUCAGAAGCAUUUUGCCUGUUUAGAGCCCUACAUCCCCUGCUUAUUCUCGCGGCGAGACAUUGAGCAGGAUGAGAAAGUCGGCCAGGUCUUCACUAACCUGGCUGCAGUAAGGCACGACUUCCAAGCAGGACAGAAAGACAGAGACAGUAAGAUAAGGGAGAAACCUUUACCUCCACUGCCGGGCCAGCAUCUGGUGAAUAUCUGCAGAUUUGUGGCACUCUUUGACUACGAGGCUCGCACUGAGGAGGACUUGAGCUUCCGAGCCGGGGACAAACUUGAAGUGCUGGAUGCAUCCCAUGAAGGCUGGUGGUAUGCUAGGCUCAUCCUGCCAACAGGGUCAGUCUGUGCCGGCCACAAGCUCCAGGGCUACAUCCCUGCCAACUAUAUAGCUGCUGACCAGAGCAUUGAAGCUGAGCCAUGGUUUUUUGGCCCAAUCAAACGAGCAGAUGCCGAAAGACAACUGUCAUGCCCUGGAAACCAGGCAGGAGCCUUCCUAAUCCGAGAAAGUGAAAGUCUAAAAGGCGAAAGCUCACUUUCAGUUUUUGAUGGUGUAUCUGUGAAGCACUACAGGAUCAGAAAGCUGGAUGAAGGAGGCUUUUUCCUGAGCAGAAGGAAAACUUUCAAAACUCUGAAUGAGCUUGUUGACUAUUACAGUAAGAACAGUGAUGGCCUCUGCAUGGUGCUUGGAAAGCCAUGCCUAAAGGUACAAACUCCUACUACUUUUGAUUUGUCCUAUAAAACUGUUGAUCAGUGGGAGAUAGACCGACAGUCUCUGAAACUGUUGAAAAAAUUAGGAUCUGGUCAGUUUGGUGAGGUAUGGGAAGGACUGUGGAAUAAUACCACCCCUGUGGCAAUCAAAACAUUAAAGCCAGGUUCAAUGGAUCCAAAGGACUUUCUGAGGGAAGCACAAAUAAUGAAGAACUUGAGACACCCAAAGCUUAUACAGCUUUACGCUGUCUGUACUUUGGAGGACCCAAUUUAUAUUAUUACUGAGCUGAUGCGAUAUGGAAGUCUUCUAGAAUACCUUCAAAAAGAUGCAGGCUCUCAAAUCUUCCUGCCACAGCAAGUAGACAUGGCUGCUCAGGUGGCUUCUGGAAUGGCUUACCUCGAAUCUCAGAACUAUAUCCAUCGUGAUCUGGCAGCCAGAAAUGUUCUUGUCGGUGAGCACAGUGUUUACAAAGUGGCAGACUUCGGACUUGCAAGAGUUUUUAAGGUAGAAAAUGAAAACAUAUAUGAAGCUAGGCCAGAAACAAAACUCCCAGUGAAAUGGACAGCCCCGGAGGCAAUCCGCUACAACAAAUUCAGCAUUAAGUCAGAUGUCUGGUCCUUUGGGAUACUUCUGUUUGAAAUAAUCACUUAUGGGAAGAUGCCUUAUGCUGGUAUGCCAGGACACCAGGUGAUCCAGAUGCUGGACAAGGGCUACAGACUUCCUCAGCCGGAGACCUGCCCGGUGCCACUCUACCAGCUGAUGCUGGAGUGCUGGAGCGCGGAGGCGAGCGGGCGACCCACCUUCGAGGCCCUCUGCGGGCAGCUGGAGGGCUUCUUUGAGACCAACUCCUCCUCUUAUGCCCACAUCCAGGCUGUGGUGAAAUGA
Merops nubicus (carmine bee-eater) is the source of this 1608-nucleotide messenger RNA. RefSeq names its product fyn-related Src family tyrosine kinase (gene FRK). Gene Ontology annotation, molecular function: signaling receptor binding; non-membrane spanning protein tyrosine kinase activity; ATP binding. Gene Ontology annotation, cellular component: extrinsic component of cytoplasmic side of plasma membrane. The transcript is spliced from 8 exons. The record is from RefSeq and is a predicted model, not a curated record. Bases 1 to 1608 code for a protein of 535 amino acids. Gene Ontology annotation, biological process: innate immune response; protein phosphorylation; cell differentiation. NCBI's taxonomy places the organism in Eukaryota, Metazoa, Chordata, Aves, Coraciiformes, Meropidae.